Acanthisitta chloris (rifleman) is the source of this 1583-nucleotide messenger RNA. RefSeq names its product protein kinase C and casein kinase substrate in neurons protein 1-like. Gene Ontology annotation, molecular function: protein binding; phospholipid binding. NCBI's taxonomy places the organism in Eukaryota, Metazoa, Chordata, Aves, Passeriformes, Acanthisittidae. Gene Ontology annotation, cellular component: cytoplasm; plasma membrane; endosome. The annotation marks the transcript as partial. Gene Ontology annotation, biological process: positive regulation of dendrite development; cytoskeleton organization; neuron projection morphogenesis. The record is from RefSeq and is a predicted model, not a curated record. The transcript is spliced from 10 exons.
CAGGUGGGCAACUACAAGCGCACGGUGAAGCGCAUUGACGACGGACACCGGCUCUGCAACGACCUCAUGAACUGUGUGCACGAGCGGGCCAAGAUCGAGAAGUCCUACGCCCAGCAGCUCACCGACUGGUCCAAGCGGUGGAGGCAGCUGAUCGAGAAAGGUCCCCAGUACGGCAGCCUGGAGAAGGCCUGGGCUGCCAUCUUCAAGGAGGCCAAGGAGGCUGAGGACGGCUUCCGGAAAGCCCAGAAGCCCUGGGCCAAGAAACUCAAGGUCGAGAAGGUCAAGAACUGGCAGAAGGAUGCCUACCACAAGCAGAUGAUGGGGGGCUUCAAGGAGGCCAAGGAGGCUGAGGACGGCUUCCGGAAAGCCCAGAAGCCCUGGGCCAAGAAACUCAAGGAGCUGGAGACAGCCAAGAAAGCCUACCACCUGGCAUGCAAGGAGGAGAAGCUGGCGAUGACCCGGGAAGCCAACAGCAAGGCAGAUCAGUCCAACACUCCUGAGCAGCAGAAGAAGCUCCAGGACAAAGUGGAAAAGUGCAAGCAAGACGUGCAAAAGACUCAGGAGAAGUAUGAGAAGGUGCUGGACGAGCUGAACAAGUGCACCCCACAGUACAUCGAGAGCAUGGAGCAGGUCUUUGAGCAGUGCCAGCAGUUUGAGGAGAAGAGGCUCAACUUCCUCAAGGAGAUGCUCCUGGAUAUCAAGAGGCACCUGAACCUGGCCGAGAGCAGCAGUCACCAAGAGGUGCCACAGCAGGCUCAGCCCAGUGCCUUGGAGGAGGAUCUGCGGUGGUUCCGCAGCACCAGUGGCCCUGGGAUGGCCAUGAACUGGCCCCAGUUUGAGGAGUGGAACCCGGACCUGACGCACACGAUAACGCGGAAGGAGAAGGAGAAGCAGAAGAAGGGCGAGGGGGCAGCCUAUUUUGUGAUUAGGCACAGCACUUGCUGUGCAAGCUCUGCUGGUGAUGGGGGCACGGGAUGUCCUCGGUGCCAGCACCGCUGUCUCCUCUGCCUACCCAGCGUGAGCAGCCACGAGCGCGCGCAGCCCUACAGCGCCGAGUGGUCUGACGACGAAGGCAGCAACUCCUUCAACACCAGUGAGGCCAACGGGGGCACCAACCCCUUCGACGAGGAGGCGGCAGGGAAGGGCGUGCGAGUGCGCGCUCUGUACGACUACGACGGGCAGGAGCAGGACGAGCUCAGCUUCAAAGCAGGUGAUGAACUAACCAAACUCGGUGAGGAAGACGAGCAGGGAUGGUGCAAAGGGCGCUUGGACAACGGGAAGCUAGGGCUCUACCCCGCCAACUACGUGGAGGCAAUCUAAGUCUUGUGGUGUGCUCCUCGUCACCGUCAGCAGAUAAAUCCACCCUCCGUUGUCUCCAUCUCUCCACCAGCCAACCAGCCAUUCUGCCGUCUGGUCCUUCACUCCUCACACUUAGAGAUUCAGACAUAUUUUCCGACCAAGCUUUUAUUUUUUUAAGAGUUGUCUCCGAAGAGUAUUUUGCAUAGUUGCUUUCUUCUAAGAUAACGUGAAGCGAGAGAUGACGUUGUCUGUUCGUCUACGUUAGUUGAUUUUUUUUCCGAGCG